Musa acuminata AAA Group (dessert banana) is the source of this 4676-nucleotide messenger RNA. Its product is annotated as probable serine/threonine protein kinase IREH1. NCBI's taxonomy places the organism in Eukaryota, Viridiplantae, Streptophyta, Magnoliopsida, Zingiberales, Musaceae. Gene Ontology annotation, biological process: intracellular signal transduction; peptidyl-serine phosphorylation. Bases 201 to 4091 code for a protein of 1296 amino acids. Gene Ontology annotation, molecular function: protein serine/threonine kinase activity; ATP binding. The record is from RefSeq and is a predicted model, not a curated record. The transcript has 18 exons.
UCCGCACUCCGCACUCCGCACUCUCUCCUACUUUUGCUCGUCGCUGUCUCGCUCACCAACGAAAGGUAAUCCCCAAGACUUGUCCGAAGCGCCACCCUCGCCCCCACGACUGGCGCUUCCGAGUUCCGACCAUCCACGGCUUCGCUCUUCAGUGCGGAGGAGACUAGCCCUCGGUUUCUUGAAGAAGAGGAGAGGGGGAGAUGGUGUUCAAGGGGCGCUUCUUCUCCUCCAAGAAGUCGGACUCCUCGUCCAGCCCCGACGGAUCCCCCUCCACAGCUAGAUCCGACAAGAAGAAGGCCAAGUCCAACGACACCGCCGCCUCCACCCCCCGUCACACCCUCAUCAAGGAUGCCGUCGAGAAGCACCACCUGCAGCAGCAGCAGAAGAAGAAGGGUAAUGAUGGGAAGGAUUCCAAGGGCAAGGAGGCUGUCCAUGCCCCCUCCCCCAAGCCCUCCCCUCCGCCCGCCGCAUCUUUCUCCGCCCCCGCCAAGCUCCGGAAAGGGCCGGCGGCGGCCAAGGACGGGGCCGGGCCAGCGGCGGCGUCCCUCUCCCCGAUCCUGGCCUCCUCACUCGGCCUAAACAGGAUCAAGACUAGAUCCGGGCCGUUGCCGCAGGAGGGUCUGCGCGUGGAGCAUGGGAUGUCGGGUCCCGGGAGUAGCAACUUGUCUAGAGGCACCAACGGCACUGCCUCAUCAUCGGCUUUGUCGACUUCGAUGGCCAGAGGAAAGAGUGGUGGUGUUGGCAGUAGCGGUGCAAAGAAGGAUGGAAGGGCCCUAGACAAGGUCCCCGAGUCGUCUACUAGCUCCUGGGUUAAUCGUGGUGGUGGUGGUGCCAAGCAGUGGUCCACGGCUAGCGCGGAUACUCCAUUCGGGUGGCAGAUUAAUAAUGGUGAAGCUAAUUUAUCAUGGAACAAAUUUGAGAAAUUAAAAAAUAAUGCUACAUUUCCUUCGGCAGUAGAGUCACAAUAUGAUGCUUGUGAAACUCCAAAGGAGUCUGAAUCUCCCCGCUUUAAAGAAAUAAUGCAGGCUACCAGUGCUCCCAGGAAGAAGUUUCCUGGAGAUGUAAAGAGUUUUUCACAUGAACUAAGCUCCAAAGGAGUACGACCAUUUCCAUUUUGGAAGCCUCGAAGUAUAUUCAAUUUGAAGGAAAUCUUGAAAGUUAUUCAGGUGAAAUUUGAGAAAGCAAAGGAAGAGGUGAACUCAGAUCUAGCUAUUUUUGCUGGUGAUUUGGUUAGUAUAAUGGAAAAAAAUCUAGAGAACCAUCCUGAUUGGAAAGAAGUUUUGGAAGAUUUGUUGAUACUUGCUAGGAGCUGUUGUGUUAUGACAGCUGGGGAGUUCUGGCUUCAGUGUGAAGGUAUAGUUCAGGAUUUGGAUGACCGUCGCCAGGAACUUUCUUCAGGAAUACUAAAAAAACUCCAUACUCACAUGCUAUUUAUCCUUACUAGAUGCACUAGAUUACUUCAGUUUCACAAGGAAAGUGGGUUUGCUGAGGAUGAGAUAGCCAUGGAUCCAAGAUCUAAAGUCAUGCAUUUAGCUGAGGUAUCGUCAGUAUCAAUGAAAGAUCGUAAACCUACCAAGGCUGAAGAGAACUCUGUUGAAGCAGUUGUUUCAAGAAUGUCCCGUAGUCAAGAGCAAAAUAAUCUAAAAUGGAAACGAAGCCAGGAGAUAAAGCCUGUUGACUAUUUUUCACAACUUGACAUCGGAAAGUAUGAUUCACCUUCUACAAGGGAAUGCAUGGCUUCUUGGAAGCCUCUACCAUCACCUGCAUCGAAGGACGAAAAAAAAUCUAGCCCCCUUAUAGAUGAAUCACUCAAUGAGAAAGUUGAUUCCUUACACCUGCAAAAGAGUUCAGAGGAAGACUUGAUUUCCUCUAAUCUUGCUGAGCAAACUAGCCCUGUUGAUGCCUCUGUGCAUCCUUCUGUUUCUUCCAAGCAUCAACACAAAUAUUCAUGGGGCUUUUGGGCUGAUCAGCAGAGUAUUUCUGAAGAAGGAUCAAUUAUGUGUCGUAUCUGUGAGGAGUAUGUUCCUACUUUGUUUGUGGAGGAACACUCAAAAGUUUGUGCUGUCGUGGAUCGGUGUGACCAAAAAGGUUUAAGUGUUGAUGAGCGUCUCCUUCGAAUAGCUGAGACACUAGAGAAGAUGAUUGAUUCCUAUACACAGAAAGAUCUACCUAAUGUAACUGGCAGCCCAGAUGUUGCAAAGAUAUCUAAUUCGAGUGUGACUGAAGAAUCUGAUAUUCCUUCUCCAAAAUUAUGUGAUUUGCCCCAGCGAGGUUUGGGUGAUAUGCUUGACUGUCUUCAUGAGGCUGAGAAUCCCCUUCUUUUAGAUGACCUAAAAUAUCUGCCAUCGAUGACGUGCAAGACUCGUUUUGGUCCAAAGUCUGAUCAAGGAGUGGCUACCUCAUCAAUAGGCAGCAUGACUCCUCGGUCGCCUUUAAUGACACCGAGGGCUAGUCAUAUAGACAUGCUUUUGGCAGGGAAGAGUGUAGUUUCUGAGACUGAUGAUCUUCCGCAGAUGAUUGAGCUUGCCGAUAUUGCUCGAUGCAUAGCAAAUACUCCAGUGGAUGAAGAAAGAUCCUUGAAUUAUUUAGUUUCAUGUUUGGAAGAUCUACAAGAAGUUAUGAACCGUCGGAAGCUUGAGGCACUUACAGUUCAAACGUUUGGAACAUGUAUAGAAAAGCUUCAUCGUGAGAAGUACUUGCAGCUUUGUGAUUCAGUAACUUCACUUGACAUGGAAAAGGAUGUUGCAACAAGUUCUGUAAUGGAUGAAGAGGAUGAUGUAGUUCGCAGUUUGAGAGCAAGUCCUGUUCACCCUACCACCAAGGAUCGGACAUCUAUAGACGAUUUUGAAAUUAUUAAGCCCAUCAGUCGAGGGGCAUAUGGUCGGGUUUUUUUGGCCAAGAAAAGAACUACAGGAGAUCUCUUUGCAAUAAAGGUUCUAAAAAAGGCAGAUAUGAUCCGCAAAAAUGCUGUUGAGAGUAUUUUGGCUGAACGUGACAUUCUUAUUACGGUUCGCAAUCCUUUUGUGGUUCGAUUUUUUUAUUCGUUUACUUCACGGGAGAAUUUAUAUCUUGUGAUGGAAUACUUGAAUGGGGGAGACUUGUACUCGCUACUAAGAAAUUUGGGUUGCUUGGAUGAAGAUGUUGCUCUCGUUUACAUUGCAGAAGUUGUCCUUGCAUUGGAAUACCUGCAUUCCUUGCGUGUGGUGCAUCGUGAUCUGAAGCCUGACAAUCUAUUAAUUGCUCAUGAUGGUCAUAUCAAGCUGACUGACUUUGGUCUUUCCAAGGUUGGUCUCAUUAACAGUACGGAUGAUUUAUCUGGUCCUGCUGUUAGUGGGACAUCAUUAUAUGGAGAAGAUGAACCCCAGGUAUCUGCAUCUGAGCAAUUGAAUCAGCGAGAAUGUAGGAAGAAACGGUCUGCUGUUGGUACACCUGAUUAUUUAGCACCGGAGAUUCUUCUGGGAACAGGGCAUGGUGCAAGUGCAGAUUGGUGGUCAGUUGGUGUCAUUCUCUUUGAACUCAUUGUUGGAAUUCCACCCUUCAAUGCAGAACAUCCACAGAAAAUUUUUGACAAUAUUCUGAAUCGUAAAAUACCGUGGCCGCGAGUACAUGAAGAGAUGAGUUUUGAGGCCCAAGAUCUUAUUGACAACUUAUUGACUGAAGAUCCUCAUCAAAGACUUGGAGCCAAUGGUGCAUCAGAAGUCAAGCAACAUGUGUUUUUCAAAGAUAUAAAUUGGGACACACUUGCAAGGCAGAAGGCUGCAUUUGUUCCUUCAUCGGAUAAUGCCUUUGAUACCAGCUACUUCACUAGCCGUUUUUCUUGGAAUCCAUCAGAUGAACAGAUAUAUGAAACCAGUGAAUUUGAAGAUUCUAGUGAUAAUGGAAGCAUAAGUGGAAACAGUAGUUGCUUAAGCAACCCCCAUGAUGAACUGGGUGAUGAGUGUGGAGGUCUUGCUGAGUUUGAUUCCAGUACAUCCGUCAAUUAUUCAUUUAGUAACUUCUCUUUCAAGAAUCUAUCACAGCUUGCAUCAAUCAACUAUGAUCUACUCAGCAAAGGUUGGAAGGAGGAUCCACUACCAAAAACCGGAACUUAAAUUGUGUUCCUUUGCAAGUUGUUUCAUUUGGACAAUUUCUUAGAGAACUUCGUCUUAUGUACAUCUUGUAAAUAUGCAGGUUCAGGACAACUCCAGGCUGGUGUUUUUCACCUUGUGGGCCAGUUUCCCAAUGGCUGCCUACAAUUUUAGCGGAACGGUGAGUCCUUUCUAGUUAUUGUUCAUUCUCCAUCGAAUGACCAUGACUUGGAACAGCUAUACAAAGAGGGAAAUUACAAAUCUUCCAUUUGAUUGGAAUUCUCUGUUAAUUUGCCUGUUUGCGAUGAUGGAAUAGUUGUCUGUUGUACAAGAAAGGAAGAGAGAAAGAAAGGAGUGUGAGAACUGGUCCUUGGCAUUCAAAUGGACCAUCAUUGGUGAAUGGAUCUCAUGUCCUUUUACUCUAAUGUCUCUUGCAAGUCGAGAUUACUCUCUUUGUGACUUUUGCAGUUAUUUUGUACGUGAAUGCCUUGUUUUUACAUAUCUUUAUGUUUUGUGAGUUGUGUAUGUAUGUAUGUAUGUAUGUAUGUAUGUAUGAAUGUACAUGUUCGUCUAUGAUAUCAUAAGUUUUUGUUUUAUUUUUAAUGUUCA